Molecule: messenger RNA, 2370 nt
Organism: Acanthopagrus latus (yellowfin seabream)
Lineage: Eukaryota; Metazoa; Chordata; Actinopteri; Spariformes; Sparidae
Gene: ccdc78
Product: coiled-coil domain containing 78
Exons: 14
Coding region: 489-2168 (559 amino acids)
Cellular component (GO): cytoplasm
Source: RefSeq, a predicted model, not a curated record
GCACAAGAUGGCGCCACUAUCAAUGACAUUGCGGUGGCUCGAAUGUAUUUUACAGGAAAGAGGCUGAGGUUAAGUCUGCGCAGUCUUUCAAGCUGAAAUAAUAAGCCGCCAAAUCAUAUAUAGUGAAGAAUAACUUAAUGUAGCAGUUAGAGGUAGCCCCAUUUUGGUGAAACAACUGGGGAAAACAGUGGAAGCUAAGUGUAGCUAACCUCAGUCUUCAGCAGGAUUUGCUGUUUAAGCUAGUUAGUGGUCAAAGGUCAAAGACCCCAUACGAAAACAGUUAAACUUACAACCUGUUGAGUUACAUUAAUGCCGUUGUUUUCUUCAAUUAAUACACAGUAGCAUUUGGUGUAAAAACAAAAAAAGUAGAUUUUAAAAAGCAAGAAGCUGACAUCACUUGUAUCUGUGUUGUUCAGCCAUGGCAACAAACUGUUGGUGGAUACAGUAACGUUCAUUUAGGUGACGUUAGCCGUUGGCUGUGGACAAAGAUGGACGCACGAAACCACCAGCCAACUUCAAAUGAGCCCCAGCAGCGACUUCAAGCUCUGACAGAAGAAAAUUUGCUGCUGCGUGACAAAACUGAGCGCCUCUUCACCAAAGUGGGCUACCUGGAGAGCAGACUGGGCCAGCUGGCCAGCUCCAGCACGGAUCUGUCCUGCAGGCUGGUCCAGAGUGAAGAGGAAAAGCUGAUGAUUUCUAAAGAACUUGUGGAAGAGAAAAUUCAAGCAAAUAAGAUGAGAGAGCGGUUUGAGGAAGAGAUGUUUGAGCUGAAAAAUAAGAUAUUGAACCAAGACAGUGUAAUAACUGAGCUGGAGAUGGAGCGAGGAAAGAUGCUGAGGGAACUCCAGUCGGCCGAGGCUCUUCUGAAAGCAGGAGAGAAGAGCGGCCGAGUCCUGACAGAGGAGAAUGCAACGCUGAAGAAGAACAACCAGGCUCUGGCUAAGGCCCAUGACAAAGAGCUGGCCCAGAGCGAGGAGCUGAGUGCUGAGCUGCUGGUACUGGCCCAGGCUCAGGAUGCCCUCCGUGGGCAGCUUGCGGAGCAGCAGCAGAGCGUGAGGUCAACCACCCAGGGCCUGCAGGGUGAGCUGGACAGGGUGCGGGCCCUGAUCAGCCGCAUGUCACAUGACAGAGUCAAGCGUGAGGAUCUGGCAGCGUUGGACAAGGAGCAGAAAACUAUGGAAAAAACUCUACUUGGAAACCAAGAUGAGAUCAAAGACAUGCUGGAGAAAAUGAGGAACAGCUACGAGGAGCAGCAGAAGAAACUGGAGGAGAGAGUGGUUGCAAUGGGUAAAGAGCACCAGGAAAACAAGAGGGCGAUCCGUAAUAGCCAGAUGGAACUCUCAGAGCAGAGUGCGGUCCUGAUGUGCUGUCAGAGCCAAGUGAAGGAGGCAGAACAAGAGAACUCAAAGCUGCAGCUUCAAGUCAAAGAGCUGAAUGAGGAAUACCGCGCGAGGCUCGUGUGCUAUUUGCGGGACAUAGCUGAGUACAUUGAUGGACUUAGAGAAGGAAAACGCCCCUCAGAGACCUCUAAGAUGAGGGCGUUUGUGGACAGCAUGCUCCAGGAUGUUCGCUCCUCCUACAGGCUCAGGGAGGAACAGCUCGCCUCUGCUGCUCGUUCAUACAAGAGGAGACUCCAGAAGAUCAUCAUGAUUCAUCAUGCUCUGCUUAUUGCAUACAGGGUUCAGAGGGAGCAGAUCUUGGCAAAACCAGAGAACCGUCUUGAUCCUGGACCCCCAGAAGCCCAUUUCAGCCUGGAGCCCACUGAGCUCAGAGAUGAAACGGCGAAGGAGCUCCAGAACCUUCGCCAGGACAAGGCGAGGCUAGAAGCUCAGCUGGAGGCGGCCCUGGGGCAGGUGGCUCUCCUCAAAAUGCCUGUUCAAAAUGUAAGCCAUCAGGAGCCGGCAAAACUGGAGCAGAUAUGCGAGGAAUCCUGGUCGGACAUACGCAAACAGCUGAGGGAGAUCACAGGCUCUGCACUGGUUGGCUUUGAGAAAGAGCGUGCCCUCCUCAUCACCAGAGCAACAGUUGCUGAGGCGCAGGUGUUAGAGUUGCAGGACUAUAUCGACAAGCACCUGGGCAGGUAUAAAGAGGAGAUCUCACAUCUCUGCAGACUGCAUGGGACACAGGAGGCUGGGCGCUCCCAAAGUGCUCAUUCAUCACUCCAUUAAGAAAAGCCAUGAAAUCUGAAGCCCAGUCAAAUAAUCCAAUGUAACUUUAUAAUACAUUUUUAAAGUUUAAACCUAAUACUAAAUCUGAAAAUGGAAACAUAGUCCUAAAUAUGUCUUUCAGUGUAAUCGUGCAUGAAUCUAUGCUUGUAAGCUGGUUUUAUUCAAAUUAAGACUUUUAAAAUGGAAACCAAUUUUAAAUCUG